Dicrocoelium dendriticum is the source of this 1308-nucleotide messenger RNA. The record is from the annotation of a GenBank genome assembly. NCBI's taxonomy places the organism in Eukaryota, Metazoa, Platyhelminthes, Trematoda, Plagiorchiida, Dicrocoeliidae.
CAUUGAUUAAAGAAUACUCUGAAGUACGCUCAAGUCCUAACUCUCAGGAUUGCCUACCAAUCUUCCUUUUCCGCAACCUUGGUUUUCCAUACCCGCGAAAUUAACUCUCUCCGAUUAGUUGAAUUAAAUGCACCCGUUCUGACACGUUAAAAGUUGGCUACAGACAAUUAAAGGCAGUGCUUCUGGCUGGAUGACGUUUGUGCUAUCUGGGCGAUCAUCCAAUUCAAUUCUACCAAGCGCAUUUUAACUGAUAUAACUGGGUUCAAGUAAUGAAAACGAAGAAACUUAUCAAGGAAGCGAUAAACAUAGAAAAGGCGCAGAACCAAUACCAUCCAAGCUGUGUUUCAAUGCUAAAUUCUAUGGUCAGCAACAGGUACCGGAGGCCGGAGGUGAUGACAUCUGCGAAAAUGCCAUGGCUAUGCUAAAAGCUCGUCAAGCGCAGACAAAACAAAAGAAAAAGCGAGUAAUGAUUGACUUGCAUCCGACGGAAAUAUACGUACUAGAAAAAAGUGCUUCGGCCAAGUGCAUCUGUCAUCAUUCACUUUGCGACCUAACCUUUGUGUGGAACGAUCAAACCGGGGAUCAUUGUUGUGGACUAAUACUAAGGCAAACGGCUGCAGGGAAGAGUACCUGGGAAUUUUACGGUUUCAAAUUGAAUGGCUAUAGAACUGCGUUUAUUCACGCGCUCAAAUACGUGUUCAGGAAUUUGGAGUUAUCGAAAGAGCAAAUGCCCGAACCAGAUUCCAAUUUACCUCCUGCGAGCUGCAUGGACAGUGCUGUGGUUGACAAUCUGAUCGAUCUGACGGACAUUAGCACAAAACCUAAUGCGAUCCCCCCAAAGAAUGGCGAGCAACUCUUUCAAGUAAAAAUCCCAACGGGAAGCUUAAUUCUACCGCCCAACCCAACCAGAAUGCGACACAACCAGAUUGCUCAUGUCCUCACUCUAACAACAACGCGUUGGUGGGUUACUGGAGUUCGGGGAUUAGUCCUUCAGAGAGAUCCCGUGGCCCACCUUUUAGCCCAUCAAAUGCAUUUGGACCCAACCGGUUAACCUCGAGAACUACUGAAGGCUGUGACAUAUUCCGAUUCAACUAAACAAUCUCAGCAGCAAAUAGCUGCACGUGGGAAACCCGGAUUGUAGCGGAAUGACAAUCAGUGAUGUGUACUCCUGGACCGAUAGAUAAACUGCGAAAACUCGGAAAUCCGAAGUUGAAGGUUAUGCUCAUCAGUCUAAUGUUUUUGGUUUCUUAUACUAAUAAAAUCUUUGGCGCAAUUUUAUAAACGAUGUCAUGAAUACACAUGUCAUCC